AACUGGGCGGGGGCCCGCCUAAAGACGCAAGGCGGAGCCAGCGAACAGACGAGGUUCGCGCCAGGUCUCCGAUCCCGGGGAUGCUCCGCUGGGCCCGCGCCUGGAAGCUCCCCCAUAGGGGGAUCGGCCCCUCCAGUCCCAGCUUCUCCAGAGUGCCUGUUGCACUCAGCAGCAGCCAAGGCGGCACAGAGCCGAGGCCGGUGCCGCUUUCCUACAAGCUUUUGGACGGGGAGGUAGCCCGCCCGCCCCUCGUCUUUUUGCAUGGGCUCUUUGGAAGCAAAACCAACUUCAGCUCCAUCGCCAAGGCCCUAGCCCAGCAGACUGGCAGGAGGGUGCUGACAGUGGAUGCUCGAAACCAUGGCGACAGCGCCCACAGCCCAGACAUGAGCUACGAGGCCAUGAGCCAGGAUCUGCAGGACCUCCUGCCCCAGCUGGGCCUAGUGCCCUGCGUCCUCAUUGGCCACAGCAUGGGAGGCAGGACAGCCAUGCUGCUGGCACUUCAAAGGCCAGAGCUGGUGGAGCGCCUGAUUGCCGUGGACAUUAGCCCAGUGGAGAGCACAUCCAGCUCGAACUUUCCGAACUACAUAGCAGCCAUGAAGGCCAUAGACCUCCCGAAUGAGGCAUCCCUCUCCAGUGCCCGGAAACUGGCCAGUGAGAAGCUCAGCUCUGUCAUCCAGAGCAUAAGCGUACGGCAGUUCCUUCUUACCAACCUGGUGGAGGUGGACGGGCACUUCGUGUGGAGAGUGAACUUGGACGCUUUGUCCCAGCACUGGGACAAAAUCUUGAACUUCCCACCACGGCAAGAAUCCUACUCUGGACCAGCCCUCUUCCUCGUUGGUGGAAACUCUCAAUUCGUGCUUCCCAGCCACCACCCUGAGAUUAGGCGGCUCUUCCCUCGGGCUCAGAUGCAGACCGUGCCUAAUGCUGGCCACUGGGUCCACAGCGACAACCCGCAAGACUUCAUGGCUGCCAUCCAAAGCUUCCUGGCCUAAAAGUUGCCGGCCAGAGGAGACAUGAAACCCCAAACUUCAAGGCCCCGCAGGCUGCUCCUUGUUCCAGCACAGAAGGACUCAGGUGGGCACUGAGAGGGCACGAGGAUGUAGAGGGGUUCAGACCUCAAACUUUAAUGAAUAAACGUACUCUUCCCAA
This is a messenger RNA of Phacochoerus africanus (Common warthog), 1149 nucleotides long. RefSeq names its product abhydrolase domain containing 11 (gene ABHD11). The transcript has 6 exons. The coding region runs from base 81 to 992 and encodes 303 amino acids. Gene Ontology annotation, cellular component: mitochondrion. NCBI's taxonomy places the organism in Eukaryota, Metazoa, Chordata, Mammalia, Artiodactyla, Suidae. The record is from RefSeq and is a predicted model, not a curated record.